Molecule: messenger RNA, 1584 nt
Organism: Uncinocarpus reesii 1704
Lineage: Eukaryota; Fungi; Ascomycota; Eurotiomycetes; Onygenales; Onygenaceae
Product: TBC1 domain family member 22A
Exons: 7
Coding region: 1-1584 (527 amino acids)
Biological process (GO): activation of GTPase activity
Cellular component (GO): Golgi apparatus
Molecular function (GO): GTPase activator activity
Source: RefSeq, a predicted model, not a curated record
AUGGCUAGGAAAGGCCAGCAACAGAAAGGACUGCAGCAGCAGAUCACAUCGAUAGUAGGAGCGUCCUACUCUCACGCUGAUCUACUGAAGACUGUAUCGCCACAUUCCGGGCCGCACACUCCUUCUAAAUCGCCAAUACCAACUCGGGGCCAUCGGAAUGUCAGUGAUUCCAACUUAACAUCGCCCCGCCAGCCCUAUCGUAAUUUACUUCCACAAGCAGGAGAAGCCUGGAAUUCCAAUCACGAUCAUCAUGACCGCGAUGAUGGCGAUAACGAUGAUGAAUUGGCGUAUGAUGACGACGAAGAUGAGUUCGGACUCCCGAGUGUUACAAGCAUGCGGAAGUCGAAAUUCCAUGAUUUGCGCCGAACGCGCACCACAGGAAGCAGCCUCGACAACCAAACGGGGAGCUCUACUAAUGGCUCUUCAGUGUUAGCACCCGAUAUUGCUGGUAUGCGCCUACGAGCCAACAGUUCGGAUAUCGCAGAAGAGCGGGGAACUCUUUCCUAUCCGAAUGCAAAAGCAUCGGAUGAGGCACAUUCAGCUCGAAUAAGUCGAAUCAAUAAAUUCAAGCGCCUCCUUCAAUCAAGCACUGUGUCUUUGCCUGAACUCCGAGAUCUAGCUUGGUCAGGUAUUCCAGAAGAAGUCCGAGCAAUGACGUGGCAGCUCCUCCUAGGUUAUUUACCAACCAACAGCGAUCGUAGGGUUAGCACUUUGGAAAGAAAACGAAAAGAGUAUCUGGAUGGAGUUCAGCAGGCUUUUGAGCGUAACCAUUCUGGCCGAGACGACUCGUCCUCAAACCCAGCUCCCGGAACCGGUCGUGGCUUGGACGAAGCGAUAUGGCACCAAAUCAGCAUUGAUAUACCGCGAACAAACCCACACAUUCCGUUGUAUGGCUUUGAAGCUACGCAGCGUUGCCUGGAGAGAAUUUUAUAUGUGUGGGCUAUUCGGCAUCCUGCUAGUGGAUAUGUUCAAGGUAUAAACGAUCUCGUUACACCAUUCUGGCAGGUGUUCCUGAGUUCGUAUGUGACGAAUUUUGAUAUCGAGGAGGGCAUGGACCCCGGACAGUUGCCGAAACAGGUCCUCAACGCAGUUGAGGCCGAUUCCUUUUGGUGCUUGACAAAACUCCUAGAUGGCAUCCAGGACAACUACAUAUAUGCUCAACCAGGAAUCCAUCGCCAGGUAAAUGCGUUGCACGAUCUUACAAGGCGCAUUGAUGCAACACUCGCAAAACAUCUGGAAAACGAGGGCAUCGAAUUUAUGCAAUUCAGUUUUCGAUGGAUGAAUUGCUUACUGAUGCGAGAGAUUAGCAUCAAAAAUACCAUCAGAAUGUGGGAUACAUACAUGGCCGAGGAACAAGGAUUUUCUCGCUUCCACCUUUACGUGUGUGCCGCAUUUUUGGUAAAAUGGUCUGAUCAGUUGCUCAAAAUGGAUUUCCAGGAAAUCAUGAUGUUUUUGCAAGCAUUGCCGACGCGCGAAUGGACGGAAAAAGAUAUCGAACUCCUUUUAAGCGAAGCAUUUAUCUGGCAGAGUCUUUUCCAGGAUUCCAGUGCCCACCUCCGGUCUGGCACAGUGAGUUCCGGGUAA